Messenger RNA from Aphidius gifuensis, 1269 nucleotides. RefSeq lists its product as uncharacterized. The record is from RefSeq and is a predicted model, not a curated record. The transcript is spliced from 4 exons. NCBI's taxonomy places the organism in Eukaryota, Metazoa, Arthropoda, Insecta, Hymenoptera, Braconidae. Bases 1 to 1269 code for a protein of 422 amino acids.
AUGGAUCAUGCAAGAAAAAUUGGUAAAAAAAAACCAACAUCAAUUUGGGACAUAAAAAAUGAGCCACCACCCUUGGCAACUGAUGUUUAUCAAAAAAUUGGACCAAAAUCACCAGACUACAUUGAGGAUAAACGGUUAACAAAUUGGAAAAAAUGGUUAGAAAUAAAUAAAAAAACAAAAAAACAUUUACAAUCAUUAACAAAUCGUAAAAAUGAAGAUUUAGUUUUAAAUUCAUAUGAAAAUUAUCGUAAAAAAAUUGAAAAACAAUGUUUAAUUGAAACUGCAUCAUCUCCAUUGGAUUUAGAAAAAUCUACAAAAAUUGGAGCAACAAGAAAAAAAGAAUUGAUUAAAAAUAUAAAAAUAUUACAAUCAAAAGAACCAGAAAUAAAUGAAUUAAUUAUAAAAGGUACAGCAAUUAAAAAUAUUAAAAAUAGAAAAACAAAAUUUUUACGAAUUCCAGUUAUCACGAUUACAACAGCUGAAGAAUUUGAAGAUAAUAUUUUAAAUACUAAAAAUUUAGAUGAAGAUAAUGCCUUGAUAUUAAAAAUAUUUGAUAAAGAAAUUAUUUUUGAUGAAUUAUCAUCACCAAAAAAUAAUGAAAACCCAUUAAUUUUCAAUAUGACAUUUGUAUCGAAUAUUUUUGAUGAAAUUGAACAAACUAUUCAAUUGGAAAACAAAGGUGUCUAUGCAAUAAAAUAUGAUCUAUAUAAAUCUUGCAAAAAAUCAAAAUUAAUAUCACCAUUGACUAAAUCAAUAAAUUGUUUUUUUAUAAAAAAAAAUUGUGAUAUAAUAUUGCCAGGUCAAAUAGUUUAUAUUCCAGUUUUAUUCAUUGCAAAAUCCCCAGGAGCUUUUAUUGAAUACUGGACAUUUAAUACGGAUCCAUCGAUAAGCCCCAUUGAAUUCAAGUUUCAGGGAUUUUGUAAUGCAGUAAAAGAAAUAUAUGUAAAAAACUAUGACAAAAAUCAUCCUAGGUCAAUUGAUGAAUAUUUAAAUCUUCAAAUUCGUGAUAAAAAUAUACACGAUGUUAUUGAAAUGCUCAUGAAUAAUGUUAUACAAUAUAAAGAAUUUAAUAAUAAAAAUCCAUUAUUAUUUUAUUAUCCAAGGGUUGUUAAAGAACUCGAAAAAAUUUAUAAUGAUGUAAGGGUAAAUAAAUUACCAUGGAAUUUAUCAUUAAAUGAACUACGACAACUUUUAUAUAAAAUAAAUGAUCCAAGUAAAAAAUACAAUAUGUUAAUUAAAUUUCGUAAAUAUCAUCUUUUGAAGAAUUAA